CUGUUGAGGCUAAGCGUCCUGCCGGGGCCGCCGCGCAGCAGGAUGCCCGAGUACAAGUUCCCUCCCGCGUUCGCGUGGGGCACGGGGUCCUCCGCCUACCAGACCGAGGGCGGUUGGCAGUCUGGAGGUCGCGGGCUCUCCAUCUGGGACGCCUGGUCGCACACACCAGGUCGGGUCGCCGGCGGAGCCGUCGCGGACGCUGCGGCCGACCAUUUCGGCCGGUGGCGCGAUGACGUGCGGCUGUUGCACCGGAUGGGCGUGCCGUACUACCGGCUCUCCCUCUCCUGGGCCCGCAUCAUGCCCGCCGGCGUCGGCGCCGUCAACGAGGAUGGCAUCCGCUUUUACUCGGAGCUGAUUGACUCGCUGCUGAGGCACGGCAUCCGCCCGGUGGUGACGCUGUACCACUGGGACCUGCCGCUUCCGCUGCAGCUCGAGCACGAUGGCUGGCUCUCGCCCCGCACCGCCGCCGCCUUCGUCGCCUACGCCUCCCUCUGCUUUGAGCGGUUCGGAGGGCGCGUGCUGCACUGGCUCACGCUCCACGCGCCGGCGCAGCAUGCCGUCAACGGGUAUGCGCGAGGCGAGCACCCGCCAGGCCGCACGGUGGCGCCGACGCGCGAGCCAUACCUCGCCGCCCACAACAUGCUGCUCGCACACGCCCUCGCCGCUGCUCGGCUGCGCAAGAUGCAGGCGGCCCGACCGACCGACCAGCGCGCCCUCCUCUCGCUCGGAGUACACGCAGAUUGGAGGGAGGCUCUCUCAGGGUCGGAGGCGGACGCGGAUGCGGCGCAGCGCUCGAUGGCCUUCACCCUCGGCUGGAUGGCUGCUCCGCUCUACACGGGCGCGUACCCGCCGGCGAUGCGGGCGGCGCUGGGCGAUGCGCUGCCUUCGUUCACGGCCGAGCAGGCGGCGCUACUGCGCAACUCGAGCGACUUUUUCGCGCUGCAGCACUACUCGACGCUGAUGGUCUCUCGCCCGAACGCAACCUUCCCGCCGCUGCCCGAGACCUCCUUUUACGCGGCGGAGGGCGUGCGGUGGCACAGCACGCGCGGUGCGCGCAAGAACAGCCUCGGGUGGGACAUUGCCCCGUUCGGGCUCUACAAGCUGCUCAAGCACAUUGACGAAACCUACCAGCCGCGCGGCGGCAUCGUCAUCACCGAGAGCGGGUUCCCGAGCCGCGGCGACGACGCGGCGCCGCACGAGGCCACGCGCGACACGGCGCGCGUCUGCUACCUCAAGCGGCAAUCCGCCCUGUUCCACCGCGCGAUGGGGGAGGGCGUGCCCGUGCGCGGCUACUUUGUCUGGUCGCUGCUCGACGCGGCGGAGUGGGAACACGGCUUCGGCACGCGCUUCGGCCUCGUACGCGUCGAG
Emiliania huxleyi CCMP1516 is the source of this 1368-nucleotide messenger RNA. RefSeq lists its product as hypothetical. NCBI's taxonomy places the organism in Eukaryota, Haptophyta, Isochrysidales, Noelaerhabdaceae. The transcript is spliced from 4 exons. The record is from RefSeq and is a predicted model, not a curated record. Gene Ontology annotation, biological process: carbohydrate metabolic process. Gene Ontology annotation, molecular function: beta-glucosidase activity. The annotation marks the transcript as partial.